AUGCUUUUAAACCCAACAAAUAUUAUCGACAAAAACAACUCCAACAGCAGUCUUGGUGUUUCGAAAUCACAACAUAUUUCAUGCUCAGCUGCUGCUUCUAGUGCCCCUAGAUCAUUUCCAUACGCCGCAUCAAAUGAGUUAAAGUUAUCGAUGGAUCGUGGUCAUGAAAUAAACGGUACUACCAUCGACAAUAUCGACAAAUCAUCCAGCUUUUAUAAACUUAUAAUGGACUUGAAGCAACUCCUAGCUGGUAAAGGCUUAUCUUCGGAGGAUAUUGACGUUGAAAAGGUUACCGAACUAAUGGAAAACUAUAAAUCAAGUGACGACGAUUGGUCGCAUUUGGCACUCCAUGAUGAAACAAGAAACUACUCCAGAAAUGGUGUCAUCAACUUGAAUGGUAACGCUAACUUGUUGAUACUUGUGUGGUCUCCAGGUAAGUCAAGUGCUAUCCAUGACCAUGCUAAUGCUCACUGCUGUAUGAAGAUUUUAAAGGGUGAGCUUAGAGAGUCGUUGUACGAUAUUCCUGAGCAAACUGGACAAGAGUUGAAGUGCAAGAAGGAAACACCAUUGUAUCGCGAUCAAGUUGGAUAUAUCUCUGACAAGAUUGGUCUUCAUAAGAUCACAAACCCAUUGAAGGAUGAAUUUAGUGUGUCACUUCAUCUCUAUACUCCUCCAUAUGCUGCAUUAUAUGGAUGUAGUAUGUACGAAGCCUCCAACGGAAGAAAGCACCAUGUUGACAUGUCAAAAUACUACAGUUGGCAAGGGGAGUUGGUCAAUGACACCCAACAUCUGACUUGCUAG
Messenger RNA from Lodderomyces theae, 801 nucleotides. It is a transcript of the gene CDG1, whose product is annotated as Cdg1p. The transcript has a single exon. Gene Ontology annotation, molecular function: cysteine dioxygenase activity; ferrous iron binding. The coding region runs from base 1 to 801 and encodes 266 amino acids. NCBI's taxonomy places the organism in Eukaryota, Fungi, Ascomycota, Pichiomycetes, Serinales, Debaryomycetaceae. The record is from RefSeq and is a predicted model, not a curated record. Gene Ontology annotation, biological process: L-cysteine catabolic process.